UCUCUCUCUUUCUCUGGAGGAUAAACUGACGUUGAGUUUUACAACAUCGCGUUAUUCAAACGCGAUUGUCACGUUUGAGAGGUAUAUACGUGAUAUAUACUUGAAAAGGCCGUGAUUUUCCCGAGAUUAUGAGCCGAGACGCGCGCGUCCGUUUUUCACCGUAAUCGUCUCGCGCAACGCCACGUAACCGGCCCCGAAGAACAUUAUCCGACUUCUCUCCGGUACGACGUCCUGUUACGUAACCACCGCGCCGCCGGUAAGAGCCGAUCAGGAAGAACAAUUAGAAAGCUGCACGGAGGCGUUCGGCCCGCAUGAGCGCUUAUGCGAUCGGCUGGUCGACCGCUCACCCGAUAGUGAUGGCCCUCGAACUUACAAUUUCUAAGCAAUUCGAAGAAUCGUCGUGACCGUUUCCGCACACGACUCCAUUAUCGCGACGAUAGCGAAAGGAGUUCCAGCAAGAACGUCACAGUCACUACUGUUCGCUAUUGCUAUCAUCAUUGUUUACUGUGAGAUGAAAUAUUGUAAAUAUAUUAUUGAGCAUUAAUCAAUUGAAAUGUUCUCUGGUUAAAGUCAAUUCGCGUCAAUAGUCAGAAUUGAUCAAUCGUAAUACGUAAAAUUACAAAUAAUCUCAUCGAUUAAUGAAAUCAAACUUUCGCGCGAUUAAUUAUACACACUGAUUAAUAAUUAAUUUCACCAAUCGAUUAAAUCAUUUGUGAUUACACGAUUAUUUCGGUCGAAGGGAAUUUCAAUCAAUUAACGCUCUGCACUCCGUCGUAAAAUACGUUAUAUGAAAUUAUAAUGAAGUGUCAUCAUAAUUGUGUUAUAAAAUCAUGACAACAAUCAUAGGAUUUUAUGAUUUUACAUGACGGCGUCGUCGUCACUACGGGGAGGUCGUGCUAAUCGUUGCGAGAAUUUAUGCGUAUACAAGCUCUGAUAUCGUUGCUUUGCCUACGACGAUGCGUCACUUCCUUUCCGUGAAAUCUCGGCACCUUCACUAACCGUGAAAAAACAUUCGCGUGUGAAUAUCGAGGCCUUCUAGGCCGACGACUUUCUCGAGCUCCAUACGUCCCUGGCUUCGGCAGCCGAUCCACCUCCUAGUACGUACCUCGUGGUUGAGCUUCUCUCUCUUUCUUUCUCUCCUCCUCCUCCUCCUCCUUCUGCUCUUCUCCCCCUCAAACUCGCUAGAUCCGUGCUCACCUCGGUGAAGCCACCUCAGUGAUAACUCGAAACGGGCUCGAAACACGUCCGGAUUGACCGUUCGUCGUCGCGCUAUUAAUUUGACUCGCGAUUUCCUCUCUAAAACGAAGCCACGUCCUUGGUCGGUUCUUCGUGAGCGAGCACUUCGCAGAGAGUGAAUUACGUACCGAGUGACUCGUCCCGAAGGAAGUCAUCAAAGAUUCGAUUUCCCUGUUCUUUAUUUCACGGACCUUUUUCUCGACUGCAAGGGUUCGGCGAUCUAACGUUAGACAUGCGUCGUUAAGUCGCGUCGCACGCAUUUACCCGCGCAAAGCUCCGAUGUUCUAAUCCGCUUGCGCGAGAGCACUUUGCACAAGCAUUUCCGAUUCUUUCCGACGGUACCGUUAUAUUACAAUAGGUGGCAGAGCGCGGUUCUCGUGUGUUGCAAUUAAAUGAGAGGUGACAUCGGCUCUAAGUCGGUAACGGACGCUCUUCAUCGUGUGUCGUUCGCGUUUGCGUCUCGCGUUUGCGUCUCGCGUCGGCUCCGUCGUUACCUCCAAGUUCGCCACGAACACCUGAGCAUCCAGCUGCGAUGGCACGCUUGCCGAAUCACAAUUCGUUCACCGGGGUGUUUCUGGACCAUCGAGCCAAGGAUGAGGUAGGACAGCUGGUCGGCGCCAAAACUCAUGGCGCAACGCCGUUAGUCAUGGCGUGUCGGAACGGACACUACGACGUCGCUGAGUACCUCAUCGAAAAAUGUGGGGCGGACGUGGAGCAACCUGGGUCAGUGGUCUUCGACGGCGAGACGAUCGAGGGUGCGCCACCCUUGUGGUGCGCGGCGGCCGCUGGCCACUUGGCACUGGUGAAACUGCUGGUGAAACGAGGCGCCAAGGUGAACUCGAUCACAAAGACGAACUCUACGCCUCUCCGCGCUGCCUGCUUCGACGGGCAUUACGACAUCGUCAAGUUUCUGGUGCAACACGGUGCAGACAUCGAGAUGGCAAACCGACACGGGCACACGUGUUUGAUGAUCGCGUGCUACCGGGGUCACAUCAAAAUCGCAAAGUUCCUACUCGCGCUGAAGGCGGACGCCAACCGUAAGUCCGUAAAGGGCAACACAGCGCUGCACGACUGCGCCGAGAGCGGAUCUCUGGAGAUACUGAAGGUGCUCGUGGAGCACGGCGCCCAGAUGGACGUAGACUCAUACGGGAUGACGCCACUCCUCGCGGCAGCAGUAACAGGUCACACGCAUAUCGUCGAGUACCUCAUAGGCAUGCCGCAUCUGUUCAGCAGGAAAGAACGCAUCGACGCGCUGGAAUUGCUCGGGGCCACGUAUGUGGACAAAAAGCGGGACAUGAUAGGCGCCCUGCAGUUCUGGAAACGAGCCAUGAACGAGCGAUAUCGGGGAGACGGUCCGGUGAUAUCGAAACCUAAAUUUUCGCCUCUCGUAGCUGCUUACGACUUCGCCCGGGAGAUAUCCGAACCCGAAGCACUAGACGAAUUGCUUAUGGAUCCGGAUGAGAUGCGAAUGCAGGCACUAGUGAUCAGAGAACGUAUAUUGGGACCGGCCCAUCCCGACACUAGUUAUUACAUCCGGUACAGAGGGGCGGUUUACGCGGACGCGGGUAAAUUCCGUCGCUGCAUCGAGUUGUGGAAUUACGCGCUCGACAUGCAACAGAACAUGCUAGAACCGUUGAAUCCUAUGACGCAAAGCUCUCUAUUCAGUUUCACGGAACUCUUCAGCUUCAUGGUGGGCGAAGAAGGUAGACAGACAACCAGAGGUCGCAGAGUACCGCCUGUACAACGGGAAGAGCUCUUGAGAGUCUUCGAGAAAGCCGUGAUGGAGGUGAAAAGAGGCAAGCAGAUGUUGGACAAGAUGCCGGUCUGCGAGCGUGACCUGACGUACUUGAACAGGGUCCUCGUCAUUACCCUCCACUUGGCAUGCUUGUUGACGCGCGAGACAGCGGAGGAAGGUAGCGACGAGUACGUCGCUUUGCACAAGCAGAUCUACGAGUUAGUCCGAAUAAAGGCCAAAGGCAAGCAGGGUCGCGACGCGCUGCAGCUGAUUCACAGCGAGGACGGCACCCUAGUCAGCAGGUAUCCCACUUGCAAGUUCCCGUCUCCUCACUUGACCAAAGCACUGCUGAGAGUGGGCGCCGACGUGACCGCCCGCGACAACGACGGCAACACGGCGUUGCAUUUGGCCGCGUUGUCGCGCCCAUGGCGACCAGACCUCGCGAUCGCUCUACUCGACGCUGGCGCGCACUUAGACGCGGUCAACAAGGAUGGCAAUACCUUCCAGAUGUUGUUAUGCGACAAGCGCAGAUAUGACUCGAUUUACCCCGUUAAGUACACCACGCUCACCUGCUUGGCCGCGCGGGUCAUCAAGAAGACGCAAAGGGUUAUCAAGGUGCCAGCACACCUUCGCACUUUCGUCGAGAUGCACUAGCAACAUCGAGACGCGAUGAGACCGGGCUGGUGAACCGUCGACUGAUCAUGAGAAGAAGAUGGAGUGUCACAGCAGCCUCGGCACCAACAGCAACAACACGGCAAGCAACGGUGAUAAUCACGGUUGGCCCGAAUCCUCCGAUUCGUUCGUUCAUCCGUUUAAUCGCGAAACUCUCGGCUCCGAACAGUCAAGAGGUCUUUCUCUUGCGAAGUACAAUUUUCAUAACGAUUUACUGUAUAUGAACAGGCGCGAUACCGGAGAGAUCUCUCCCUCUUUCUCUCUCGAUCGAUGACUUUUCUCUAAAGACGAGAUGCCCAUUGUUU
Messenger RNA from Odontomachus brunneus, 3948 nucleotides. Its product is annotated as protein fem-1 homolog CG6966. The record is from RefSeq and is a predicted model, not a curated record. Gene Ontology annotation, molecular function: protein binding. Lineage: Eukaryota; Metazoa; Arthropoda; Insecta; Hymenoptera; Formicidae. Bases 1769 to 3625 code for a protein of 618 amino acids. The transcript is spliced from 8 exons.